Molecule: messenger RNA, 3711 nt
Organism: Pieris rapae (cabbage white)
Lineage: Eukaryota; Metazoa; Arthropoda; Insecta; Lepidoptera; Pieridae
Gene: Tlk
Product: serine/threonine-protein kinase tousled-like 2
Exons: 16
Coding region: 463-2844 (793 amino acids)
Biological process (GO): intracellular signal transduction; chromosome segregation; peptidyl-serine phosphorylation
Cellular component (GO): nucleus
Molecular function (GO): ATP binding; protein serine/threonine kinase activity
Source: RefSeq, a predicted model, not a curated record
ACAGUCUGGUGUUUAUCCGCGUCUCGCUCACACCGACCGCGUCGCGUCGCGCUUCUGAGGUGCACUCGCUAUUCCUAUUAUUUUCGUGACGGGUAUUGCGCCGAAGCCGAUUCCCGCAUCCUCGCCCCGAGACGUGAAGUCCGGUCUCGCGGUGGAGGCGGCCGUUCGCAUCGUACGCUAGUCCACGCCCGAGGCUGUCCCGUCGCGCGGGUCGCGGCUAAUGGAACGUUUGUUUUGCUCGGUCCCUCUUGUUAUACACGAAAAUAAUGCGUCACGUCGCAUGGAUCGACUCAAUGUUACGUGUGCGCUACGGAUCCGUUCGACUCAGUGACCGAUAAUGUUAUUUGGUUCCGUAUAAAUAAUUGGAAAGUUGAUGUGUCUGUGGUGGUGACAGUGUGUGGAUUGUGCCCCGGGUGUGCUGAUGCUACACGUGAAUGUGGAUGGGCAUAGUGGAGUUGGAAGAUGCAUUUCAAAGAGUCGUUUGCAAUGAGCGAUCGUCAGAACGAGCGCGGCCGCCGCAACUCUCGCUGCAAGGGCGCUGGCGUCAAAAUGGAGCACUUCCAGGCGGCGCUGGAUCCUCGCAAGCAGGAGCUGCUGGAGGCUCGCUUUCUAGGCGCCAAGGUGAGCGCGGGGGCGGUACUGGUUGAAAGCCAGCGAGUAACCGAGUUCAAACCGAUGUCAGCUGGCUCACAAAUUCAAAUGGCACCUCAAACUACUGUCAACACGGGCCAGCCAGUACAUAAUAAUCAGGACUCCAAUAUGAGCACAGGAUCAUCUCAUAGUGAUAAAGAAGUAGAUGCAUUAACUCCUGAAAAGUCAGCUGCUAUGAGAGGUUCUGCAACUGUACCAGGCAGUGCUUUAGUGCCACCGAGUGGAGCUACACCUACUAUAGCAAUGCCAGAAAGGAAAAGAAAGCGAAAAGGUGAGGAAGGUGUUGGCGGGGGUGGGGGUGGUGGUAAGCAAAGAAACAAUUCUGAUAAGAACAUUCGUGAAUAUUUCUCAAAGCACCCAUCGUCCAGUCCGGUACGGCACACCGGGGCGAAGUCACCGUCGCCGCAAAGCGCCAAUUAUCCUAUGUACCCACCGUCACCAUCAUCAAUAUCAUCAAUAUUGGCUCCGGGAGCUGAUUACUUACGUUCCGCCUCGCAACAGCGACCUCACCCUUCUGUUAAACAGAUUCAGACAGAACUGACAUGUCAGAGGAUACAAGAGUUAGAAACUCAGGCUUCGUCUGACUUAGAGCUAAGAAAUAAUAAAAUAGAUGAAUUAACAAGGAGUAAUGAAGAGUUGCAGCUUCAAGUUCAAGCGCAGAAUAAGGCUAUCGAUCAACAUAAAUCACAUAUUAAUAAAUGUAUAGAGGUUGUAAAAAAGUUAUUAAAUGAGAAGAGUACUAUUGAAAAGAAAGAGGCUCGACAGAGAUGUAUGCAAAACAGAUUAAGGCUGGGGCAAUUUGUGACUCAGCGAGUUGGUGCUACUUUCCAAGAGAACUGGACUGACGGAUAUGCAUUUCAAGAACUAACAAGGCGGCAAGAGGAGAUAACGGCUGAGAAAGAGGAGAUCGAUCGGCAGAAGAAACUCCUGAUGAAGAAGCGGCCGUCCAACAGUGAGGGCAGAGGCAAACGAACGUCCAGCGUGGCGGCGCCUACGACGCCCCAGCCUCUUCACAACGGCACCGACCCGCCCACCUUCCUCAAGCCCGACCCUCUGCCCAGUCUCAACUGGCAGGAGUACUACGAGGCCGACGAGAUCCUCAAGCUAAGACAAAGCGCGUUGAAAAAGGAAGAUGCAGAUUUGCAGCUCGAAAUGGAGAAAUUGGAGAGGGAAAGAAAUCUUCACAUCAGGGAAUUGAAGAGAAUACACAAUGAAGAUCAGAGUAGAUUCUCACAACAUCCAGUGCUGUCUGAUAGAUAUCUGCUGCUAAUGUUGUUGGGCAAGGGUGGUUUUAGUGAGGUUCACAAGGCCUUUGACCUUAGAGAACAGCGCUACACCGCCUGCAAGGUUCACCAGCUCAACAAGGAUUGGAAGGAGGACAAGAAGGCCAACUAUAUCAAACAUGCCCUCCGGGAGUACAACAUUCACAAGGCCCUUGACCACCCUCGGAUCGUGAAGUUGUAUGAUGUUUUCGAAAUCGAUGGAAAUUCAUUUUGUACAGUGCUCGAAUAUUGCAAUGGCCAUGAUCUUGACUUCUAUCUUAAGCAGCAUAAGACAAUACCGGAGCGAGAAGCUAGAUCAAUAGUGAUGCAAGUGGUGUCCGCUCUAAAAUAUCUAAAUGAGAUAAAGCCUCCAGUGAUACAUUAUGACCUCAAACCGGGAAAUAUAUUACUCACUGAGGGUAAUGUCUGCGGAGAGAUCAAAAUCACUGACUUUGGCCUCUCAAAAGUGAUGGACGAGGAGAACUAUAAUCCCGACCAUGGAAUGGAUCUCACCAGCCAAGGGGCUGGUACCUAUUGGUAUCUGCCCCCUGAGUGCUUCGUGGUCGGCAAGAAUCCGCCAAAGAUAAGCAGCAAGGUAGACGUGUGGAGCGUAGGUGUAAUCUUCUACCAAUGCCUCUAUGGGAAGAAGCCGUUUGGACACAACCAAAGCCAGGCGACUAUCCUCGAGGAGAACACUAUUCUAAAGGCAACGGAAGUACAGUUUGCCAAUAAGCCCACUGUCAGUAAUGAGGCUAAGAGUUUCAUCCGCGCCUGCCUGGCCUACCGCAAAGAGGAGCGGAUCGACGUGUUCGGGCUGGCGCGGCACGAGUAUCUCCAACCGCCCAUGCCCAAGCCCCGGGGCGCCCCCGGCAACACCCACGCCCACCAACCGGCGUUCCCGCCCUCCAUGUACGCCAGCUCCUCUUCCUAGCCGAAGCACCGCCGCCGCGCCGCCAAGAGAUAGGCCUGCAGAGUGACUCUCACCGCCGCCGUCUCUCCGCCCGAAUCGGGGGAAGGGAGGCGGCUGAACGGUUCCGACUGAGAAGUUACUGAAAUUACAGUACGAAAGAAUACAGUCGCCGGGGACGCAUUCCCGAACGCCGGGUCAAUGCGAGCCUCAUUUUCAAUACUUUGAUUUUUGAGAAUAAUUUAAUUUUUACACUGUAUUUUGUCAACUGUAAUUUUUUGAAAAUACAGUAACUAUAGUUGUCCAGCGAGUCCCAAAGUGGACCGCUGGCGAGCACUCUUGUGCGGGUAUACGACGUGUACACGGCGGACUGACUGAGUUAAACUUGAGUGGUAGUGAAGUGCUAUAAUCGCUGAGCUGACUUUUGUGAGCUUUCACGUGGACGUCGAAGUGCGAACUGUAAAUAGAAUCUCCCGCGUCCACGAGACUAGUGUCGUCGAGUGAAGUGCUUGGACAUCAUGUUGAAGCUGUCAGGAGUGGGAAGUGAUAUUCUCGGGACUUGGCCUACGCCCACCGCCCGGCCUCAGUGUGUGUAAUCGAAACGGUGACGAUAUGAAGAAGAUCGAAUGUCUUUCCUGUUUUAUAAUUAAAUCGAGUGUCGAGUGACCGUUUGGUUACACACUCUGUGACUCCGACUGCAGCGGAACUCGGAGAUGACUAUUUUAAAAAUAAAAUUGUUUAACAUUAUGCUUACUGUUGACUGUAUUUAUUGAGGUGAUAAAAUGUGAUUCUCCAUUUCUUGAAUGGUGUCAUCCUUAUCACUAGAGAGGAUCCAUGGGAAUAUCCCUUGCAUAUUAUAUAAGUUAUCCCUAUUAAAAAAGUUAAAAUAUU